This is a messenger RNA of Gilbertella persicaria, 1017 nucleotides long. RefSeq lists its product as uncharacterized. The record is from RefSeq and is a predicted model, not a curated record. The coding region runs from base 52 to 807 and encodes 251 amino acids. Gene Ontology annotation, molecular function: protein binding. The transcript has 2 exons. NCBI's taxonomy places the organism in Eukaryota, Fungi, Mucoromycota, Mucoromycetes, Mucorales, Choanephoraceae.
UUUAUCCCUGAACUGAAGCUUACACAGAUUAAACUUUUUUUUUUUUUCUUCAUGGAUACGCAACAAAUCAUCAAACUCAAUCUCAACCAUAACACAGGCGAAUUUACUCGUCGAAAAAACUGGUCUAGCAAUAUUUUGGAGUCGUUGCGUGAUGUGGUUCAUGUACUCAACGGUGAUCUUGUCUUUAUUUAUUGUUCACCUGCCUCGAGUGAGUUCUUGGGCUAUAAACCCAAUGAGCUUGUAGGCCAUGCUUUUACUGAAUAUAUGCAUGUGGAUGACGUGGACAUGUUUGUACGUGAACUUAAGCAAUCCCAAUCCAUGAUGCGCACACUAAAAUGUGUGUAUCGAUUUUUGAGAAAAGAUGGGAAAUAUACCACAUUGGAAACAAGAGGACAGUUUUAUAAACAUGGGUUUUUUGGUCAUGCAAGACGGAUUCCUACAGAAACAUCACAGUCCAUAGACGCCUUUCUCGAUCUCAAAAUGGAAAAUGAAAUGCUGAAGCGAAAAUUGGCCAUGAUCAAGCGGAAAAUGAAAGCUCAUGAUUCAAGUGAAGAGGAUGAAGACAUGCCUGCUUCUAAUGUAUAUACUCAAGGUGUGAGUGCCUCUUAUGAUAUCAACCAAAGUUUAGCCAUGUUCACUGGUUUGCGAUAUGACUUGGGUGAACGUGCCUUAGGGAUUUCUUUAGGCCUUAAGAAUGGAGAAUUAACAACAGUAAAUGCUUUGCCUAUCAAAAACAAAGCAUCCGAUCCCAUCAGAUUAGGAAAAAAGGUAAUAUUGACUUUCUUCUCUUUCUCCCUCUCUCAGUAACAACAUUCAUACAAGCUUAGAAACGUAUGGACAAAGAAGAUGAAGAACGCAUCUGUACAGAUUGUGGUACAACAGAAGCACCUGAAUGGAGAAGAGGACCUCAAGGACCAAAAACACUUUGUAAUGCAUGUGGUUUACGUUGGAGUAAGACACAAAAGAAACUUGGGCAGAAAUAAUAAAAAAUUCAUUGACCGAAACUAUUUAAAAGCA